GUUGUUAUAAAAAUCAUUCUCAGCUUAAGCUUGUGAACAAAAAACAUUCUCACCAUUUACAUCAAUCUGAUUCCUUCGCUUUCCUUUUUAUAUCAAAUAACAAUCAAUGGUUAAAUACAAAAAGUGUCUAUUAAUUUAAUUGUAGUCUUCACUAUUCAACCUAAUCGUUCUGGUUUCAGGAGCUCCAAAAAUUUAACCAUAAUCAUCAGAUAACAAAACAACAUUGCAUCUGUUCUUUCUUUCCUAAUUUCAUUUUUUCAUUUUCUUUCAAGUAUUUUUUCUUCCUUCUCUCCUUUUCCUUUGUCCUGACCCGUUUUUUUCGGUAUUUUCUGAUUGUUUCAAGUAGCUUCUUGCCUUUUGAUAUUGUGAUUAUAUAAUUUAAUCUUCAUUAGGUAACUAUCACUUACACCAACCGAUUUACCAUGCAUUAAGACACCAGGAGAAAACCAUAAUUGAUUUCUUUCUGUGUUUUAUAUCUUAUUCCCAUUGUUGUGAUAUUUACCUUAUUCUUGAUACAUCUUAAUGAAUAUUUUCUGUCGCCUGUCUAUCUAUGCCUGAUGAUAUGAUACGAGCUUGAUAUAAUUCAUCUUGAUGGUAAUAACCCAAGGAGCAGAGAAUCAAUGACGAUAAAUUGAUUCUUUACCAAAUCGAAAGUGCCGUGAUAAUUGAUCCCUUUUUGGUUUCUAUUUUUCCACUGUGAACGUAUUUCUAAAUCAUUAUUAAUACCACCAGCAACAACAAUCUAUUUACGUAUUUUGGCUUGCUGUAAUCUCAACUGUUUCAUUUUUUGUCGACUUUUUUCCCUUACGUUUUGUUUACUCAAUUUUUAGAGGCAAGACAUCUAAAGCUAAGAAGAAACAGAAGUGAGAUUCAUGAUCAUUCAAACGUGUGUGAUAGUCAACAUCUUCAACUGUGAUUAAUUUUAUGAUAGAAACAAUCAAACGUGUUAUUGCCUCUUGAAGUCGUGCUUACUUAAGGACAUUUACAUCAAGCUUGUGUUUUCUUUUUUUCACCUAUUCCAUUGUCUCUCAAAGGAAACAUCCCUGUCAGCCUUUUGCAAUUCCCUGUUGAAAAAAAACUAGAAACAUCAUCAACUCCAUUUAACCAGUCAUCAUAACUUUUUCGAUCGAAUCUAUGGCAAAAUUAGUGGUUUUUUGCGAUAGGAAUACGAUUCAGCCACAUCAACUUGAUAAGUUUUAUCUUUGUCAACACCAAUUACCAUUAUUUUCCAGUUUGACUUUAACCAACCAAUUUCUGGUUCACAGUGAUUCAACACCAAUUUCAUUGAUAACUCAACAAGAAAAUCAACAACAAUUACAACCAUUAAUUAGUCUCUCAAUUAGACCUACAAAUAACAACUUCCUAAGCAAUACUUCAAGCAAACACAAUUAUAUAAUUACUAAGUGGAUUAGUAAUCAACCCUAUUCAAUUUCAAUUAGACAAUUUAUAUCCAACAUUGAAACAUUAAAGCUUAAUUACAACUAUAUAUUGCAUCAAUUUAAAUUCUUAAUACUAUGGAAAAUUCAAUUGACGGUGAUACAGAUUGUAGUGAGAAAUGUCCAACAGAUCGGUGUUUACUGUUGGAUAAACGUGAUACUCAACCAAUCAUACCUGAUGAUGAAGGAGAUGAUGGUGAUGAUGAGGACGAUGACGAUGAAGAAGGAGAUGAUGAACAGGGAAAUGGAGAUGAAAAUGAACAAAUUUUCACCGAUUCUCAUCCCCAUCUCAAUAUUUAUCAGCAACCUCGGGAAAUGAAUGGCAAUGGUGACAGUAGCAGCAUCCUUAACAUUGUGAAUGCUUCCAACGGAAACCAUAAUAAUCUUACCAUUAAUAAUCAAGCUAAUAAAGUUAAUAUCAACAUCAAUAAUGGCAACAAUGACUGUAACCCGGAACAACAGGGCAAUAACAGCAGCAACCUUAAUCAAGUCAAUUCAAGUGAAUCGCACAGUCAUUCUGAAAAUGGUUUAAGUGACCUUGCUACUAGAUCGAAAAGGUUUCCCCGAUUCAACCAAGAAAAGAAACUCAGAGAAAGUGACAUCGAUAAAGUGACUAUCAAUAGUAAAUUAAGCAACGCCAAUCAAAAACCAUCAUUUGCUAAGUUUGAUGAAACAUCGUAUCAUAAUGGAGUUGUUAAUGUGAAUAACAACAAUCAUUUACAUCUUAAUCAAAAUAAAAACAGCUGCAAUUGUUAUGGAAAAGGUGACAAUGUAAAUUGUGUCCGUCGAUUGAUCUCAUCAGAUUCUGGUGGCUCAAAUAAAUCAUCAAGUAAAAGUGGUCGUAAAAGUCGAAGUGGAGGUCCACCUCAAGUGGCACCUGAUGGAGGUUGGGGUUGGGUCGUUGUUUUUGCCAGUUUCAUGAUUAGUUUAAUUGCUGACGGUGUUUCUCUGUCCUAUGGUUUCUUUCAAAUGGACCUGACUAAACACUUUGGCCAGAGUAAGGGUAAAACUGCCCUAGUUGGUUCCUUAUUACUUAGUAUGCCUGCUCUUACUGGUCCCAUUGCCUCAGCACUUACUGAUCGUUAUGGUUGUCGAACUAUGACCAUUGUCAGUGGCCUUUUAUCCGCUUCUGGUUUCAUUUUGGGUUCGUUUGCUCGAAAACUGGAACACUUGUUCAUUGCAUUCAGUAUCACUGGUAUUGGAUUGUCACUCUCCUAUGUAACUUCCAUCGUCAUUGUGGCCUACUAUUUCAAUACAAAGCGAUCACUAGCCACAGGAUUAGCUGUUUGUGGAACUGGAAUCGGUACUUUUCUAUUUGCUCCAUUAACCACCUAUCUUUUAAAUGAAUUUUCAUGGCGAGGUACACUUCUCAUAAUGUCCGGAUUUUUUCUUAACAUAAUUGUCUUUGGUGCCUUGAUGAGAGACAUUAAUGUAUCCGAAGUUGACUCUAUCGAUGGCCAGGAAUCAGAUUCAGAUGAAGAUAGUGUCAUUGAACCAUUAAGUAUUCGCAAUUCUGGUUUAAUUCAGCAAAACUGUUGUGGACCUUUUGUAAAUGGAACUUGUAUUGGUGCUAAAGAUGUAACUUGUGAUGGAUCUCGACAUUCAAUCGAUAAAAAUAUUUUUCCUCUCUCUGGUUUGUCAGCAACUAAAUUAGCAGCCACCACAAUACCUUCGAUUGUUGAAGAAAUCCCUUUUUGUGUCAAUAAACUACCAAAUGAUUCAGAUUCAUUUAAAUCUAAGCCUAAUGGAUCAUCAAAUAAACCUCUUUCGUCAAAUUGUAUCAAUUCUCAUUGUAGCUCAAUGUUUCCUGCUGACAAACAGGCAACAUCAACUCUCUUCCAAAACCAACCUGAUCAUCUAUAUGCUCACAAUAAUUGCAACUUUCAUCCCCACCAACACAACAAUUGUAAUUCAACAAACCCUCGUCUCCUUCGAUUUCAAUCAUCUUACUCAUCAUCUACAACUAAAAGUGAUCUAAAAAAUUACUCUUCCCUUGUUAACAUUCCUACCUAUAUAACUCACAACGGUUUGGUAUCUAAAGAUAUUUUGGCCGAGAUAAGUGGUCGAAAAGAUGGUAAUCUUAAUCAACUCUUGCAAAAAUAUCCCAACCUGUUAUCCAUCCUUAAUCAUCGCGAUCAAGAAAAGUCAUUAUUCCUUUCCUCCAGAGCCAUUGGACACGACCCAGAGUCAGAACAAGGUGUAUCCAACCUUAUAACCGAGCCAGAUAAUUUGAAGCCUAAUAAUGUCCCUAAUAAUCUUCCAAUUAGCAACAAUAAGGAAGGAGUUGAUUCCAAGAAGCAUGUCAAAGUUGACAUUGAAACAUGUUUUCCGCGUAACAACACAAAUCGAUUGAAAGUUGUGGGCAUUGGUAAUGCCAAUGUUGUUGGCUUGAAUGGAACACCAGGAACAAGUAAAGACUUAUUAGGAUCAAAGAUGCAAAGAGCAAGUUUAACGUAUCGAACUGCCGUAUUUCGUGAUGUAAGACGUUACCGAUUGCGAUCUUCUAGUGCCCCUGAUAUUUUUCACAACUCCAUGGUGGCCAUAUCAGAGAGAGAAAGUUUCUUUUAUGAUAUUAAACAAGUUCUAAUUGAUUCAGUUGAUCUUUCAAUAUUUAAAAAUAUACGAUUCACUAUCUUUUGCCUCUCCAAUUUACUACUUCACGGAUGCAUUGAUGUGCCCUAUGUCUAUCUUCCGGACCAUGCCAUUUCAUCUGGAAUUUGUGUCAAAGAGAUGGCCUUUUAUCUUAUUUCAGUUCUCGGGAUUGCCAACACUCUUGGAACAAUCAUUGUUGGCUAUAUUGGGGAUAAACCAUGGUUAAGACCAUCAACCUGGUACAGUGGUUUAACUGCUCUUGGAGGCAUUUCAAUGGCUUUGAUUCCACUGGCUCGUAAUUACUAUCUUCUUGCCGUAUUGGCCGCUUUUUAUGGGUUUUCCGUUAGUGCUAACUACACUUUGGUUUCCGUAAUUUUGGUUGACAUAAUUUCACUGGACAAAUUUACCAAUGCCUAUGGAUUGAUGUUACUGGUCCAGGGAAUCGCCUCCAUGCUGGGUCCUCCGAUUGCAGGCUGGUUGUUUGAUAUUUCUGGUGAUUAUAAUACAACGUUUUAUGUGAUUGGUCUUUGCGUCUUUGCCAGUGGAACCAUUGUUUUCCCAUUGAAUGAAUCUCGAUUUUUACAAGCAUCAGUUUCAUCGCCACCAUCGUCCUCAAGUAAUGGUUCAUCAGUCAUUGAAUCAACUAGCCGUACCUCUAGUCCUGUGGAAGACAAAAUAACAGCUCUAAGCUCAAAUAAGACUUUUUUUGACAAGGAAUCUUUUCCUUAAUUUUUUUUGUUCAAUUUCACACUUUUCUCCUUUUUUGCCUUUACUCUUCACCUUAAACCUUUCAUUUCACCGGUUAUGAUCAUUAUAUCAUAUUAUCAUUAAUAUAAAUUUCAUUAUUUAUCACUUAUUCAACAAU
Molecule: messenger RNA, 4893 nt
Organism: Tetranychus urticae (two-spotted spider mite)
Lineage: Eukaryota; Metazoa; Arthropoda; Arachnida; Trombidiformes; Tetranychidae
Biological process (GO): transmembrane transport; monocarboxylic acid transport
Molecular function (GO): monocarboxylic acid transmembrane transporter activity
Source: RefSeq, a predicted model, not a curated record